AUGAGAAGUGCGGACGUUGUUGAGCCAGGAAGGUCACAGUUGGCCCUUGCCUUGGCAAUCGUCAAGCAGAAGCCUCCGACAGAAGGUGUCAAGGAGCAUCUUUUGAAGAUCCGGAAUUUCAUUAAAAGACGAAAAGAGUCGGACAUCAUCGCAGACGGAAAAUUCUUUGACAGCGUCUGCUUUUGGCAAAAGGCGUACGAGGAAUCACAAGAAGAGCAAACAAAGCUCCUCAACACCAUCUACGAGUUGGAGCAACGUAACCAGACUCUUCUUUCCAAAGUGAACAAAGAAUUUCCAGGACACGAGAGCAAGAAUCGAACUUCGACAAAGCGAAAGGUUAGCGGUACCGGCCUCACUCUAGAUGGCUCAGAAGCAGGGAAGAAAACAUCGCGAACCCGACCUACAAAGCAUAAAUCAGAGGUGAUGGACGACGAAAUUGAACCGCCGUCACUUAUGAGACCAUUGUACGCGCUCCAGCGCGCCCUGCAAAGAAGACGCAGUCCCAAUUCUCUGGCAGUUGAUGCUGUUGUAUUGUGCAAGGCAGCCGAAUGGGAGCUGUUGAGUGCUAUUCAGCGGGAUAAUGAAGGGCCACCUCGAACCGGACACGCAUCAAACCAGAAAGUGAGAGAGCCUGGCUUGCUCGUCGUCAUUCGAGGCGUGGAAGUAUCCUUUGAUCUAGUGCACAGAUCCCUCAAAACCAUAUCGAGUGCAAAGAACGGAAGUCAAUGCAUGGGCCAGAUUACCUACUAUCUGGUGUGCUUGUUCGAGUCUACCCUGACUGCCCUCACUCAGCAUUGUACCGCCGUGCAUGAACAGACAACACCCGACCAGAGCCAAAGAAUGAGUCUCAAAACAGAGGCAUAUGGGAAUCUUACUGAUCUACUAUCCACAAUGAUGCUUUCUCUUGACCCAAGUCGACAAGAGGAUCAAGAGGUCAUGGAGGGCUUCUUUUUCGUUACCCUUGACAGAGUUGGAAAGAUGCUUGCCCUUUUCGUGUUCAGCAAUCUGCAUUUGCCAACCGACGUCUGCCCAAAGCUUAGGCCCCCAGAUGGACUAGCAGCAAUGAUCCGGGAGGGCGUGUCGCCCCAAGAAAUCCAACUCGAAGCGAAAUACCUCAUGAUAUUUCUAGACAACGUCCUGGGCCCCGAUUCUCCUCUGAAUUCUUCUCACUCGUCGAUACAGUCUCAAUUUGUUCGGAAAAUGAAGAAUCGUCUACAAAAGACUUUGCUGCAGACAGUGUUCGGCGCCGAUGACCCAUUAUUCCUGGACGGAUUGGUACGCCCCGUGACACCGCCUCCUCAGAACCGUGACGCUUGUCAUGUGGACCAGCCGGAGUUUCCAGAGUGGUUUACACAGGAGCUAUGGAGACUGGUUGGUUGGGACAUGUUGAGUUCGACUCUUCGUUCCCGUUGA
Penicillium cinerascens is the source of this 1413-nucleotide messenger RNA. RefSeq lists its product as uncharacterized. Bases 1 to 1413 code for a protein of 470 amino acids. The transcript has 3 exons. Lineage: Eukaryota; Fungi; Ascomycota; Eurotiomycetes; Eurotiales; Aspergillaceae. The record is from RefSeq and is a predicted model, not a curated record.